AUAUUAAUGGUUUUCAUCAGUGUUAUGUCACUGACUAAUUAAUGGUAUGUAAGUUUUUCAAAUUUAUGAUGGUCAAUGUUCAUAUUAAGAUUACUUCGUCAUAGUCUAUCCUGCGAAUAAAGCCAACCCAUCAAUAUAAGGUGGAUUAUAUUAAUUGAAAAAAAUAAUUGAAAAAGUUACAAAAUACAUGUUUUUGGUAUUGUUAUAUCUUGUUACGUUGGCUGAGGAACUAAGCAUAUUUAUAAAGGUACUAAAUGUGUGUUCAACUACUGCUGAAGUGGCUGGUAUGGAUAUAAUGUUAACAGCAAUUUUAGAAAGCUCAGUAUCACAACAAUAUGCUGCCCACCCACCAAUCUAUUGGAUUUGUUUCUUCAGCAGCAACCCAAAGAAAACAAAUCCCAUGGCUACUUGCGACGUAUGUGUCCAUUUGUCCGACAUAAUGACGCCUCGGUCGUUUUCCACGUUACUGACAACCUUAAUGAAGUAUCUGGUUUACGAGAAACAGCUCAUACCUUAUCCGUACGACCGUUUGAAGUUGUACGUCAAAAAGUAUAACGAGCUACAGUUAGAGGGAAACAGUCAUUGUAACAUAAAGAAAAAAUAUAAACUAGAAUCCGACAAGUAUUAUAAAAAAGUGUCGGACACUAUAAAUGCGUUGGAGACUGUGUUUAAGUGUAUUGAAAAUGAAUUUCUCAGUCGCAUGACGAAUCACAUUGAAACGGUAGUGAUUCUAAUCGGAUCCAACGUUCUAAAUCCGCUGACCGUCUUCAAUAUCCACGUGCCGGAAUUGAGUUACUCGCACAGCGACAAGCAACAUUCUUCGAGGCAACACAUCGACAAUGUCUUCAGGAGCAUAUUGAACAACGACAAGUUCAACGAAAUACUGACGUCGAACAUAAUGGUCGAAACCAACUUGUACGUCAUGUUCAAAGUGAAAAAGGGCGAAACGAUGGUGUCCGAUUGGUGUGUACCUAAAGAGCAAUUUCGAUGUUUACGAGGCAAACAAGUGAUGUUACGGUUUGACGCGCUGUCCACCGUGUCCGACUCGAAUUCCAAGGAGAACUGUCGCCUGCGGUGUAGCAAAGAUUGUUUAGUAGACGAAAUUCCGCUAAUAGUAGACAUGGCCGACGACAAACUAGGUCCACGGCAUAUCGUCGACGACGACGCGUACAAAGACAGUUGCUGCGUGGACUGGUACUUAGGUAAACACCACGUUACGGGUUUCAAAAAUUACAAGUACAACGGCGUUCCCAUAUCUGACACGUGGUUAAAUCCCAACAUAAUCGACAGGAUGGUUUCCUGAUUUGACGUUGACGUUGGACCGCAUGCACGCGAUGCACACUUUCUAGCCAAUUGAAAAUAGAAAAACAAACUUUGACCGAAAAACUGGUUGAUUUUAUUUUUUUAUUUUUCCCAGGAUUUGUUUUUCGUAGAUAUUUAUUCUUUUAAAUUGAAACUGUUAUUCUUUCGCCGAUUGAUUAACAAUACUUGUUUGUCGUUUUUUUAUGAUUCGAUUGUGCCGCUUUAAAAUUAUUAUUACUUUUUUUUUAUACUAGAUUCUUGACUACCAAAUGGAUAUAAAUUAUGUUGAACAAUAAUUUUCUAUUUUACUUAUAACGACAAUCGAUAAAAUAUAUUUCUUUCAUUUGUGGAAACAAAUAUUAUUAUCAUUGAAUAAAC
Adelges cooleyi (spruce gall adelgid) is the source of this 1680-nucleotide messenger RNA. Its product is annotated as MAD2L1-binding protein-like. Gene Ontology annotation, cellular component: nucleus. The record is from RefSeq and is a predicted model, not a curated record. The transcript is spliced from 5 exons. Bases 188 to 1303 code for a protein of 371 amino acids. Gene Ontology annotation, biological process: regulation of exit from mitosis. NCBI's taxonomy places the organism in Eukaryota, Metazoa, Arthropoda, Insecta, Hemiptera, Adelgidae.